This is a messenger RNA of Actinia tenebrosa (Australian red waratah sea anemone), 2941 nucleotides long. RefSeq names its product E3 ubiquitin-protein ligase TRIM45. Gene Ontology annotation, molecular function: zinc ion binding; protein binding. Lineage: Eukaryota; Metazoa; Cnidaria; Anthozoa; Actiniaria; Actiniidae. The record is from RefSeq and is a predicted model, not a curated record.
UAAAAAUAGGGUUUUAAAUUCAGUGCAUUUGAAUGGCUUUUUUGAUUGACAAAAGUCACAAUCAGUCACAGAUGAGUCAACUCACCCGUCCAGGAGUCAUAGACCGAUCAAAAUACCUGCUGUUCAAACUUAUCCUCCUUUCAGUCAUGAUCAACUCUACCGUGAACCAGAUCUUAUUGUAUCAAGUCUUUCAAAUAUGAAUCCUUCUUAGAUUUCUCAGCUUCGAAAAUAAUCGACCAAAACGAUGAGUUCCGUGGUGGUUAACAAGAUAACAGAUCAUUACCGUCUGGCCUGUGGGAUUUGCCAGAACACGUACAACAACCCAAGAGUUCUGCCCUGUUUGCAUUCAUUUUGUCUCGGGUGCUUGGACAAAAGUAUAAGGUCACAGGACAGGAAAUUGCUUUGCCCAACAUGCAACCAAUCAGUGCCCGUUCCCGCAAAAGGAGUCGAGACGUUCCCCAUCAAUUUUUUCAUUGACAACAUGUUGACAGUCCUGGCCGUACAAAACCCAACAAAAUGCACCAACUGUGAAGAUAGUGCCCAGGCUACAGAGCGCUGCCUGGAUUGCGUGGAAAACCUCUGUAACAACUGCGUGCAUGCUCACAAGAGAAUCCGCCAGACAAAAGACCACAGGAUUCUUACUUUUGAGGAGAUUUUGGCCAAUGAAGUCAGAGAGACGAUUAAAUGUCCGUCGUUUUGUGGAAUGCACCCAAGAGAGGUACUGAAGUACUUCUGUGAGACAUGUGACGAGGCAAUCUGUCGUGACUGCGCGAUCUACGAACACAGAGAUCACAUCUAUGUUGACUUGAAAGAAGCUGUCAAACGCUACAGAUCCACUAUCACCAACAUGUUGGACAACAGCAAGAGGAAAAUACCCGUUGUUAGGAUUGCAGUUGAUGAGGUGAAGGAGGUGCGACAGAAUCUAAACGAGCGGGUGGAAACAGUCAAGAGAAGCAUCCAUGAAACAAUACAAGGACAUAUCAAAGCACUGGAAGAACAAGAAGCGGAUUUGAUUAACACGCUGGAGAAGAUCUACCAAAGAAAGGAAAAGGUUUUGACAAAUCAACAAGAAAUUCUCGAACUUGAUCUUUCUAACCUUCUCAGCAGCAGUGACUUUACAGAAAAUGUUCUCAGGUAUGGAAACGAGGCUGAAGUCAUGCUUGUGAAGCCGCAGAUUGUCAGCAGACUCACUCAACUCAACGACCACGAAUCACAAACCGAACCUGAAGAUAACGAUAUAGUUUACUUCACAUCAAAUGACGCAGCUCUUUCCAAGGUCAUUUUAAGGCUCGGUAAAGUAACGACAAGCUCAGCAUUCCCUCUACUGACAUGCGCAGAAGGCCCAGGGCUGGUUCGCGCCAAGGUUGGAUAUGUUGCUAAGUUCACUGUUUUGGCCAAGGAUCGAAGUGGAGAGGCCUGUACAUCAGGUAACGAUCCAAUAUCGGUUAAAAUACGUUGUCCAUCUGGCUCCCCCUUGAUUGCGGAUGUUGUGGAUAAUGAGGACGGCACCUAUACUGUCUCUUUUACUCCAUGUAUGAAGGGAGACCACGAAGUUAACGUUACACUCAGAGGCAAACACAUCCAGGGAAGCCCCUUUGAUCUGCAGGUGACUGCUGGAAUCGACUGUGAGAAGAUCUCUUCACCAGUCCUAACCCUGACUCCAGCUGGAGAGGAUUCCAAUUCAUCUGAUGAAACCCAUGAGCCAUGGGGCGUCGCAAUCAAUCCAAAGGGUCAGCUGGUUGUGACAGAUCAUCAUAACCACUCCAUUCAGAUUUAUGAUGCUAAUGGCCAAAUGGUGUUUAAGUUUGGCAUCCGCGGUAAGGGAGACGGGGAGGUCUGGUACCCAGCGGGAGUGGCGGUUGACAAAGGAGGCAACAUCUUUGUAUCAGAUCAUGGUAACAACAGGAUACAGGUAUUUACACAAGAAGGAGAAUUCAUUCGUAAGUUUGGCAGCAAAGGAACAGGUUCUGGUCAACUCAAAGGUCCAUGUGGGGUCGCGGUGGAUUCCAAUGACCGCGUCAUUGUCGCAGAUCGCGACAACCACCGAAUAAACGUCUUUGACGUCGAUGGAAAUCCGAUUUUCCGCUUCGGCAGUUACGGAGAUGCCGACGGAAAGUUCAACUGCCCUCGGCACAUCUCGGUUACUCCAAAAGGGGAGAUUCUUGUCUCCGACGCUGGUAAUUUCCGUAUUCAGGUCUUUGAUAGCCAAGGUAAUUUUCUAUACAAGUUUGGAGAAAAAGGCACCAAUGAUGGUCAGUUCAGCUGCCCUGCUGGUAUCUCCACGGAUUCUGAAGGCCAUGUUGCUGUAGCAGAUUUAAAGAACCUGAACGUCCAAAUUUUUAACUCUGAUGGAGAGUUCGUCAAGAAGAUUGGAAAGGAUCCUGAUUCGUCUAAGGACAACAGUUUCUUUUGCAAACCAACUGGCAUAGCGAUAUCAGAGAAUGGAAACAUUGCUGUGGCGGACAGAGGAAGCCACCGAGUACAGCUAUUUUAAGGACAUGCAGUAUUCUCUGGUUGAUACCACAUGACAACAGUGUUUUAUUGUAAUUGUAGCCUCAUUCUGAGCUGAUUGAUACCAAACAAUAGAAUGCUCUCUGGUUGAUACCACAUGACGGGCAGUGUUUUAUUGUUAUUGUAGCCCUAUUCUGAGUUGAUUGAUACCAAAAAAUAUAAUGCACAUGACGGGCAGUGUUUGCCUGUCAUUGUAGGCAAGUGCUAAAGUUCUUAAGAUUCAUUAAGGUGAUUUCAUUGACACCAAGCAAAUGAUAUGUGUAUAUUAAUGAAUUUCGAUCUUUUUCAUUAUAAUACAAGUAUAUUACAGGUAAUAAUUUAAAAGUGUUUGAUAUAUAACUGCUGAUAAAGUGAAAGAGAAAAUGAAGUUCAAUGUAAAUCUGAAUAAAUUAGGCUACCUACAAAUUCAAUAAACCCAUUUAGCAUAAGG